Messenger RNA from Phaedon cochleariae (mustard beetle), 4176 nucleotides. The record is from the annotation of a GenBank genome assembly. Lineage: Eukaryota; Metazoa; Arthropoda; Insecta; Coleoptera; Chrysomelidae.
AUAUUUUGCAUUUGAUUGAAGUUGCAAGAAUUAUAAAGAAAAGAUAAGUGAGAGGGGAAGGGAGGGACACGUUUGCUGUUUUCUUUUUAUCUUGAAAGAUGUAAGCAAUUUUUUUCAUGUGAUUGCAACAUAUUACCAAAUUAACCCCACUCAAUACAUAAAUUCUAGUUAAUGUAUGCCCCCCUUUUCUGGGGUUAUACAUACCUCUACAAAGCUUGGAAUGGAUUUAUCACCAUCACUUCUAGUUCAGAAGGACCUUCAUAAUAUCCAAUGACCAUCAUUAAAACUGUGACAAGCCACAAUGUCCUUCCAAGAUAGUCAAGAUAAAGACCAAUAUCACAACAGUUAUCCAUCUGGAUACUAUGAGAACUCUAGGAGCUCAUAUCACACACCAAAAAACUCUGGAUAUGGUAAUCAGAGUGCAAAUACGAGGUUUUCAACAUUAGAACCAACUGCUCAGGAGUUUUAUCCAGGUAAUGUUGCAAAUUCUCAAAGUGGGGCCAUCAAGAAAAAAUCUCACAGAAAUCCCGGGAGAGGAGGUAAAGGAAGAUAUGGAACUGGAAGGACAUUCACUGGACACAGAAGUGACUAUAAUGAUUAUAGCAAUGCCUACCAUGGAGAUGAUGAAUAUGUGAACAAUUCUCCAAGAAGUUACCCUAAAGAGGGUUAUAGAGACAACACCCAAAGGAAUGCUGAAUCAUCUUAUGGGUAUAAUGAUGGUCAUAGAUCUGGUUACAAUACAUCAUCCUACACUGGUAAUGAUGAAAUCUACAAACCACAAAACCAAAGCUAUAGGCCACAAUCACAACCUAACAACUACAGCAGUAGAAGAAAUGACUUUGAAAAUGCACAGUCAUUGCAUAACAGGGAGUUUCCUGAAGAAAGUUCUGGUGAUAUUCAUGAUUCAAAUGGAGGCAAAAACUACAGUUCUCAAAACUAUAGGAGACAGGAUAGAAAAAAAAUCUAUGAAAAACCAGGGAGAAAUGACUGUGAUGAAUAUUAUUAUAGCAAUGAUAAUAAAGGGAGAAAUAAUGAUUCAGAAUAUCAAAAUUAUGAUAUUACCUCAAAUGGUUAUGAAAAUUCACAUGAGGAGUACAAAGAUUUUCCAGAAGAUACCCAUUCAGUAGGUGCAAGAAAUGGUGUAUCUAAUCCAAAUAGGGCAAAAAGUUACAAUUCAACAAACUACAGGAGACAUGAUGGGCAAUAUUAUGAAAAACCAAUGAAACAUAACUAUGGUAAAUAUAAUGAUGGCAAGCAGAGAAGUAAUGAUUCAAGAGAUCAGAGAUACAAUAAACCUGGUUCUAGUGAUUCUAGUAAGUUCUAUAAUAGAGACACACCUUUAGAUAUUGGUUUAGUUGAAGCUAGAAGUAAUGUAUCUAAUCCAAAUUGGGCUAAAAACUACAAUUCCCAGAAUUACAGAAGAAAUGAUAGAAAUUAUCAUGAAAAACCUGCCCAAGAAGAGUAUAACUAUGAUGAUGAUAGGAAGAAAAAUAAUGAAAAAUAUGAUGAUGGUGGUUCAAAAACAAGAAACAACUAUGAUAAAUACAACAGUCAUAGUAAUAAUGAAUCAAAAAAUAAAAAGGUUGAUGACAAUGGCUCAAGGUCCAGAGACUUUAAUGAUUAUUCUGAGACAAACAAAAUGAAGAAGUCUUAUGAUUAUAGAAGGACUGAUGUCAAUAAAUCAUAUGAUAAUAGGUACCAGAAAUAUGACCAGGAUGGUCAACCAUUUGAUUGGAGGAAAUCAAAUAAUGCUAGUAAGAGCAAUAAAUCUGCUAACAAUUACAACAAAAAAAUGGACGCAGCCUCACAGAGAGAAAGGCUAGAAGAGAUGCUCAACCACCGAGCUCUCGAAUGCCUAGUUUGCUGCGAAAAAAUCAAAAACUCCGACCGCGUCUGGUCCUGCAUGCUCUGCUACAACAUCCUCCAUCUCCACUGCGUCGCCUCGUGGGCCAAAUCCUCCAAAAUCGGAGAAAACUGGCGAUGCCCCGCCUGCCAGAACGUCUGCAACGAGGCCCCCAGAAAGUACAAAUGCUACUGUGGCAAAACAGCGGAUCCCAAACCCGACCCAGGCACCAUCCCGCAUGGCUGCGGAGAAAUGUGCCUGCGAAAAGGCAGAAACUGCGAGCACAAAUGCACGCUGCUGUGCCAUCCGGGCCCCUGUCCUGAUUGCGUCAUCAUGGUGGGCAAGGAGUGCGGCUGCGGGGCUACCAAGCCGGUCGUCAAGUGCAGCACUGAUGUCGAGAUCGUGUGCGAGGGGCCCUGCGGCAAGCUGCUGGAAUGCGGCCUUCACAACUGCAAGCUGACCUGCCAUUCGGGCGAUUGCGGGCUGUGCGACAAAAUGAUCAUCCAGGAGUGCUACUGCGGGAAGGAGGGCAGGAAGGUCCCGUGUCAUUCCAAGCAACAGGGUAGGGUCCAGUAUGAAUGUGGGGAUAUCUGCGGGAAGAUGUUGGCUUGUGGGAAUCACAAGUGUCAGUCAUUGUGUCACGAGGGACCUUGUGGGACCUGUGUGAGGGACGUCAAGGUGGUUCAUUCUUGUCCUUGUGGAAAGAAUGGGCUCAAGGAAGAAAGAACGUCAUGUUUGGACCCGAUACCAUGCUGUGAUAAGCUAUGUGGUAAACCACUCAAAUGUGGUCAGCCUAGUUCCCCGCACAAAUGCGAACGAUACUGCCAUGAAGGAGAAUGUCCGCCAUGUCCUUUAACGACUUUAGUGAGAUGUCGUUGCGGUCAUAUGGACAAGGAGAUACCUUGUCAACAGUUGACAACCAAAGCCGACGAUGCCAGAUGUGAAAAGAAAUGUACCAAGAAACGGCUCUGUGGGAAGCACAAGUGCAACCAGCGCUGCUGCAUCGAGAUCGAGCACGCGUGCCCUUUGCCCUGCAAUCGGCAGCUGUCGUGCGGCAACCACCGGUGCGACCGCUGUUGCCACUCGGGUCGGUGUCCGCCCUGCGCAGAGGCCAGUUUCGAGGAGCUGCGCUGCGAGUGUGGCGCCGCCGUAGUGUUCCCGCCCGUGGCGUGCGGUACGAGGCCGCCCGCGUGCUCUGAGGAGUGCUCGAGGGGCAGGCAGUGCGGGCAUGCGGCGAACCAUGCGUGCCACGUGGGCGGGUGUCCGCCGUGCACGGUGCUCUGCAAGAGAUGGUGCUACGGCCGCCACGAGCAGCGCUCCGCCAUCCCGUGCCACCAGGAGAACUUCAGCUGCGGCCUGCCCUGCGGUCGCGACCUGCCCUGCCGUCGGCACAAGUGCCCGAAGCCGUGCCACGACGGGGCCUGCCCGACGCCCUGCAAGCUGCCCUGCCCGGUGACGAGGCCGUUGUGCGGCCACCCUUGCGGCCGCCCGUGCCACGAGCCGCCCUGCCCGGAGACCAGCUGCAGGCACACGGUGCAGGUGACGUGCGCGUGUGGGCUGCAAAAGGCGACCAAGGCGUGUGUCGAGGUGGAAGGUGAAUUCAAGAAUUUGCAGAUGUCUCAAAUCAAGGACAAAAUGGGAGUGCUAUCUAACAAUCAGUCGGUGGAUAUUUCGGAUAUUUUAAACACCCCAAAGAGGCCUACCACUCUCAAAAUACUGGAUUGCACAGAGGAGUGCAAAGUCCUAGAGCGCAACCGACGACUGGCCAUAGGGCUCCAAAUCCGCAACCCUGACCUCAGCCAAAAGCUCACGCCCAAAUACUCCGACUUUAUGCGCCAGUGGGCGAAAAAGGACCCGCACUUCUGUCAGCGCGUCCACGACAAACUGACCGACCUCGUCCAACUGGCCAAAAGCAGCAAGCAGAAGAGCCGCGCCUACUCGUUCGAAUCGAUGAACAGGGACAAGCGCCAUCUAGUGCACGAGUACUGCGAGCAUUUCGGGGUAGACAGCGCCGCCUACGAUGCGGAACCGAACAGGAACAUUGUGGCGACCGCCCUUAAAGACAAGUCCUGGCUGCCCAGCAUGAGUCUUUUGGAGUUUCUGCAGAGAGAGAACGGGCAAAGGAAGGUGCCAGGGCCGGUGUCUGUUUUGGGGAAGAGCGCUGCUGGGAAGCAGGAGACGGUGUCUCUGAGGCUGCCAGGGAAGGUGCUCAGGCCUAGUAGUCCGCCAGUGGAGUGUUUCGAGCCUUUUCCAUAGUUAUUUUUUUCUUUUUUACGAUGAGUCACUUUAUAGAACUGUUAUUAUGUUUUAAUUGGGUAAAUACAUUUUUUCGG